UUUGGUGUCACCUUCUCCGGCAGUGUCACCUGGUAGAGUCAGCACUUCCCACCCCCUAACCCUGCUCCCAGUGACGUCAGUACUCCCUGUGGACCUCACUUUCCUCAUCUUCAAAUGCUAAUUUACAGGGUUGAUAGGGCCAAACAUAAAAUGUCUAAGGAAAGUAAUUUUUUUUUUUAGAGAAACGCGUUCUACAAACGCAUUUUUCAAAUUGAGCUUGCUCUGUUUGAGCAUCGAAGCCCCCUGGUGGCACAGUAUUAAGGCGAUUCACUGCCAACUGAAAGGUUGGCGGUUUGAAACCACCAGCGGCUCUGUGGGAGAAAGAUGUGGCCAACUGCUUUUUACAGAUUUACAGCCUUGGAAACCCUAUGGGGUGGCUACGAGUCUGAACCGACUCCACGGCAGUGAGUUCGGUUUGGGGCUUUGUUUGACCAGCGGUCACACUGAACGAGCGAUCUGACUGCUCAGAGAACACCCUCACGAACGAGCCGCGGCAGGAGAAAUUCCCGCCUUCUUUCACUUCGCCAAGUGUCGGUUGGUCGGUUUCACCGUCGAUCCCGGCCCUCCUCCUAUCACCGCCCCGCUGUGUUCCCGCCGGCCUGUGUUCUCAUUGGUCCACCCCGCAGCCUCCUACGCCAUGGGCGUUCCAGAGUCAGCCACUGGGAGUAGCUGAAUUUGGGUUUAAAAAACGCCGGUAGUGAAGUAGCCGCAGCGAACGUUUUGAACGGGGAUUCAGCGCUGUCUACCCUCCGAGCGACAGCUUCUCGGACCCACGCGGCCCUGGGCUCUCGGACGCCAGCCUUUCGCCCCCGAAGCCCGUGGAGUGGGGCCGCACGCUUGGCCCGGGGCCGAGCGCCGACCCCUCCGGCCCAGCCAUGGGCCCGCGCCGCAGGCGCCGCAAGCCGGAAACCCCGCUGAGGCGCAGCCCGAGCCCGACGCCCCCGGCCCCGCGGCGGCCCUCAGGCGCUCCCUCUCGUCGGCGUGGCCAGUGGAGACCUCGCGUUUUGAAGGAGAUCCGAAAGCUUCAGAAGAGCACAGACCUAUUGCUAAGGAAGAGGCCCUUCGGCCUCCUGGCAAGAGAAGUAUGUGCUUUUUUCACUCGUGGUGUGGACUUCAAUUGGCAAGCCCAGGCCCUGUUGGCCCUGCAAGAGGCGGCAGAAGCAUUUCUAGUUCACCUCUUUGAGGAUGCAUAUCUCCUCUCCUUACAUGCCGGCCGCGUUACUCUUUAUCCAAAGGAUGUGCAACUGGCCAGGAGGAUCCGAGGCAUUCAGGAAGGACUCGGCUGAGCUGCACCACUGUAUCUGUAAGCCUUUCCUGCCCACCCAAAGGGCGAGUGCACUUUGGAGAGAAAACAUCCAGCUUCUCAUCUUGGGUGGGAGUUUCUCCAAAGGAAUUUCCCUUCUUCAUCCUUAGUCCUGCCCUAUCUUGCCUCUUCUCUAGAAAAGUCUGCAGUUGGUUUUAACUGCUUGGAACUCUGGCUCAUGCCUUUUUGUACAAUGUUAAAUAAAGAUGUUUUUCUAUUAAGUAAUGACUAGGACAACCUGAAUCUCUGGCAGAGUAAAGCCUCUCCUUUUUACAAGGACCAGAUACCUCAUUUUUAUUAUGAGAAUUUUUUCUUAAUUUCAGAAAUACCAGGGACUCUCUGGAGCUGUGGCCAGAUCCAUGGAGCCUGAGGGGCUGUCUCUGGGGCAGUAUGACUGUAUGGCUUUUUUUUUUUUUUUUAAGAAGGUGAAGACUACAUGGUUUCCUCUGUAACAGAGGUAAUAUGUGAGGCACUCAACAUAGUCCCAGAGGCCUGAGAAUUAUUUUUAGAUGAGAGACUCCAAGGAUGACCUCAGUUUGUGAAUUAUUCAAAUGACCCUUUUCAUGAUUUGGAAAAGUGGAUUUGCCGGAUUCUAGGAGAAAAGGAGAUUUACUUAUUAUUUUAGACCUUUCUGUAUUAUUUACGGCUUUUACCAUAUGUAUAUUUACUUUUAUUUGAAACUUAAGGGAAAAAAUACAAGAAGACCACUUCAGUCAUUUGCAUAGAAGGGCCUGGCAUGUCUGGCAUAUAAACUGUACCCUUCAGGUUAAUCUCAUCUUUAGUGGCAGCAUCAACUUAGUGAGUGGACCGUCCUGUCAACAAGUUUAUAGCUUUUCAAAACUUUAAUUGUGGCUGACAUAAAAAACGUUUAAGGUUUGAUGUUCUAGUUCUUUCCAGUAAGUUCCUAUUGAAAUUAUUCAGAAAUUCUAACUUGUAGAAUUUAGCAUGUCCUUCUUUAAAUCACAAAAGAUGUAUAAUAAUUUAUGCUUUAUAAUUUUUUAUACCAGUAUUUUAAGACGCUUUUUCAAUUGUUUUAUAGAUAUAUUUGUAACUUCUUUGUAGAGAGAUAAUAAAUAUAGUUCUUUAGUGAAAAAAUUUAAAAUAAAGAUUAACCAAUUAUA
Molecule: messenger RNA, 2424 nt
Organism: Loxodonta africana (African savanna elephant)
Lineage: Eukaryota; Metazoa; Chordata; Mammalia; Proboscidea; Elephantidae
Gene: CENPA
Product: centromere protein A
Exons: 4
Coding region: 876-1286 (136 amino acids)
Cellular component (GO): nucleosome
Molecular function (GO): protein heterodimerization activity; structural constituent of chromatin; DNA binding
Source: RefSeq, a predicted model, not a curated record